This is a messenger RNA of Medioppia subpectinata, 336 nucleotides long. Lineage: Eukaryota; Metazoa; Arthropoda; Arachnida; Sarcoptiformes; Oppiidae. The record is from the annotation of a GenBank genome assembly.
AUGGUGCCCGUUGAAAAUAAUCGCGAAUUGCCCAUUUUUAUUGACCCCAUCGACGACCUACAAAAUGACCCAUGCUUCAAUAAGUCCUCGGAUGAUACGGUUAAAAUGUUUAAUGAAAAAAUACCCGAUUUUAACCCUCAUGGUGCCGAUCAAAAGUACGUGUGUUGCGUUGAUUGGGUAUCGCACGACUGUCUGAUUGCAUCUAGCAAGAUACACUGUACAUCCACCGAAGCGGCUACACUUAAUGCCCUGGCUGAUAAAGUAAUUGCCCUGCUUGAGGCUGGUGAAUGUAAGGCUAAUAAAUACAUCAAAGAUCUACCUACAUGCUAUAGAUAA